AUGCCAGUCGGCUCGAUCAAGUUCAUCAUCGCUGCACUGGAGUUGGAGUAUGUGUUUGUUGUGAGUUCUGAUGUCACAGAUAUCUUCAUUGUUUCUGUGUGUGUUUGUAGAUUACGUGACUGUAAGGUGACAGAUGAAGGCUGUGGUUAUCUGGCUUCAGCUCUGCGUUCAAACACCUCACACCUGAGAGAGCUGGAUCUGAGCAGAAAUAACCUGGGAGAAUCAGGAGUCAAGAUCAUCUCUGAUCUACUGAAGGAUCCAAACUGCUCACUGAACACACUCGAAUUAUCUGGCUGUGGGGUGACAGAUGAAGGCUGUGGUUAUCUGGCUUCAGCUCUGCGUUCAAACACCUCACACCUGAGAGAGCUGGAUCUGAGCAGCAAUAACCUGGGAGAAUCAGGAGUCAAGAUAAUCUCUGGUGGACUGAAGGAUCCAAACUGCACACUGAACACACUCAAAUUAUGUCUCUGUAAGGUGCCAGAUGAGGGCUGUGGUUAUCUGGCUUCAGCUCUGCGUUCAAACCCCUCACACCUGAGAGAGCUGGAUCUGGGCUGGAAUCACCUGGGAGAAUCAGGACUCGAGAUGUUCUCUGAUAUACUGAAGGAUCCAAACUGUGCACUGAACAAACUCGAGUGUGCAGCGGUGGGUAGUAAUAAAACACAGGUAUAUAUAAACCUGGAUCCAAAAAUAGCAGACACUUGUCUCAUUCUCUCUGAGGAGAACAGAAAUAUGACGCUCAUGUUUGAGGAAUCAGCCGUAUCCUGA
This is a messenger RNA of Megalobrama amblycephala (Wuchang bream), 765 nucleotides long. RefSeq names its product ribonuclease inhibitor-like. The coding region runs from base 1 to 765 and encodes 254 amino acids. Lineage: Eukaryota; Metazoa; Chordata; Actinopteri; Cypriniformes; Xenocyprididae. Gene Ontology annotation, molecular function: protein binding. The transcript has 6 exons. The record is from RefSeq and is a predicted model, not a curated record.